Messenger RNA from Blastocystis hominis, 672 nucleotides. RefSeq lists its product as hypothetical. The record is from RefSeq and is a predicted model, not a curated record. Lineage: Eukaryota; Bigyra; Opalinata; Blastocystidae. The coding region runs from base 1 to 672 and encodes 223 amino acids. Gene Ontology annotation, cellular component: cytoplasm. Gene Ontology annotation, biological process: protein refolding. The transcript is spliced from 3 exons.
AUGCUCCCCGUGAUCAUCGCCCAGAACAACAACCUCCACGAGUUCUUCACCAUCUUCAUCAGCGGAACCACCGGGAUUCCCGCGGGACUCUCCAUCCACACGAUGCCCAAAUUCACGAACGUCCCGUUCUACCGCCUCGACAAAUUCUGCAUCCCGCUGCUGAAGUUCUGCUAUCAAAAGCUGGGCGAUUGGGUGAUUCGGCUGCAUUCGAGUCGCGAGCAGCGCAAAAUGAGCGAGCUGCAGCGACGUGUGGCUGCGGAGCGCGAUGUGUCGGUGAUCGAGAGCUACUACAGCAAGAAGUUCGCGCGAGAAGCGCGGUGGGAAGUGUGGAAGGACCGCGUGAUCGCGUGGAUGGAGCUGCUGAACGUGAAUUAUAAGAGCUAUGCGGAGGAAUACGAAGAGUUCGUGGAGAUGAAAAUGAAGAUGAAGAUGAAGCAGGAGGCGCAGCAGCGAGGCGCGCGCGGAACGGGCGAUUUUUACGCGAUUCUGGGAGUGGAUCGGUGUGCGAGCGAGGAGGAAAUCAAGCGGAGCUUCCGCGUGCUGAUUAUGCAGGUGCAUCCGGAUUGUUCGCACGAUGCGAUGGACGAGGAGAGAGCGAAGGAGCUGAUUGAGGCGUAUCAGACGCUGCGGAACCCGGAGAAGCGGACGCUGUAUGAUUUGUCGCUGCAUUAG